GCGCCAGAAAUUGUAUGAUCACCAAGGGUACAAUAUGAGGUUGUGGUGAUCAUCUAAUUCUCAGAUGUCGUUGCUCAACCGCUCUGGCAAUGCCUUGAGGCGGGCUGGCAAUGCUAACUCAGGCACCAUGCACAGAGAUUUCGUCCUCAACCCUAUUACGGCUUUGGCUUUUUACACCUCGAAAGCGGAUGGGCGACGUUAUCUACUCGUUGGUGAAGACAACCGUUUAAAUCUCUACGAUUUCGAGACGUCCAGCCUGUGUGGAGAGUUCGAUGUUUUCCCGGCACAAUCCGUGCAUGGCAUUGCAGUGACUGCGGAUGAUGGAGUCAACCAGAGAAUCCUGGUAUGGGGUGGUUUUUCUGUGGUAGUCCUGCCAAACAAUCUAGUUGAGGAUGUAAUCUCCGGUGGAUCGAGCAAGAAUCCGCAGGGAUUGCCAUUACUCGUGGCAAAAGCCUCUGACUGGAUCUUUGGGGGCGUUGUUUCUCCCCAUGGAACCCAUGAAUUGGCUUUGCUCACAGCACACAAUGACCUGAUCAGAGCGCGUUUUGACGCCAAUGAUGGAUCAAUCGAAUUUCUGGAGGAAUUAUCCCCGUCGCGGCCUAUACUCUACUCAGGCAACAUCUCUUGGGAAGAACCCGACUGCAUCCUUGUGGCCGCAGGAACAGUUUUUGGCGAAAUCGUGGUCUGGAAAUAUGAAAUUGCAUCACAGCAGCAGCAGUCUCGCUGCGAGGUUCUCUUCGUCUUCUCCGGACAUGAAGGCUCAAUAUUCGGGGUCCAUAUCUCCCCUAUCAUAACGCUUGAGACGGGGGAGAGUCUGAGAUUGCUUGCAAGCUGUAGCGACGACAGGACAAUACGAAUAUGGGACAUUACUGAUGCUCGCGAUCUUUCAAGUCAAACUAGUGAUGAGUACCGAAAAAAGAUCCAGGCGGUCCGAGAGACUGGGUUUGGAGAUAGCAUUGAGUCAGCAUCACUCGAAGAAACCUCGGCUAGGUGUCUUGCAGUAGCCAUGGGCCAUAUUUCAAGGAUUUGGCAGGUGGAGUUUCCAAGGAGGCCAUCUUCUAUUCACGGAUCAAGUUCAAUUGAGAUCUGGUCUUUCGGCGAGGAUGCGACAGCGCAAAGGUGGUCUCUGGCUUUGAGCAGCACAGAUCCAAGGAACAACCCGAAGUCGAUUCAGUCGACAGAUUUACCCACGCGAACUAGGGGUCAAAUGAAAAGCGAGGCUAUCUUCGCAAACCAUAGCGGAAAGAACAUCUGGUCCCAUGCCAUAACAAACGACGAGACUGGUCAAUUAGUUGUUGUCACUGGCGCGUCUGACGGGAAAAUAUCCAUUAUUGGCAAUAGCCAAAGGAUUGCUUCGGAACAGACGCUCCAUGAGAUCCCACCAAUGUCCGUUACUACUGCUGCGGAGGUGGGUACGAAUGCCCAAGAUCUAGCAAUAACAAAUGGUUCGGACGGUACAGGCUCGACCCCAGAAGCACUAAAUGGAGUUGUAGACGCUACUGGCGAAGGAAACAAGGUUUCCGGUAAAGCACCAAAGCCAAAGAAACAGAAGGUCAAGAAGCCAGUCAGGGACUAUUUCAACAGAUAUGCGCUUCUCACAGACAGCAGCAUCCUCACUUCGACAAAGAACGGUAGAUUCCUUGUGGGCAAUGCAUCCCGCAACUCCCCAUGGGAAGAGGUCUUCUUGCCCGACGAGUUUAGAGACAAGUGUUCUACUUAUGCAGUCGUCAAGGGGUCCUUCAACUCAUCUACGGCCUUUGUCGGAACUGAUGAGGGCGAUUUGUUUUCAUAUAGUACCGCUGAUCCCACGAGAUUGAACCAUUUGGCCCGAGUGCACGGCAAGGUUUCAGACAUCUUCCGACUAUCGAAUGCUUCGGUGGAUCCAACCACCCCGAACGAGGCUAAAGUGUUGGUUACAGUGCUCGGAAGCGAAACCGCCUCACUUCUGGAAUUUGACAGUUCUAGUGGCACCGAACAACCAAGGCAAAUCGACAUUCCCUUGGACAAGCGAUUCUUGGUCACAUCUGCAGCACUCCAUGAAAACAGUAUCAUACUAGGUUCCAGGACAGGCUUCAUCAUUGUCCUCGAGGCUGCCGAAGGAGGUACAUAUAAGCAGCAAGCCCUGGUAGAACCAAGGACCAACGACUGUAUCACAUCCAUAUCAAUCCUGCCACCAAAAGGUGGGGAAGGGAUACUUCAAUUUCUUACUACGUGUAGGGAUGGCAAGUUCAGGAUAUAUACCACUCACAAGACUCAUGACAGCUUGAGCAUAACAUUGAUCCAUGAGACAUCACCACCAUUUGGACCUAUAAUAGAAGGAGCUUGGUUCUCAUCCAAUGAUGACAAGAGUAUAGAUUUAAUCCUUUUCGGUUUCCGAAGCACGAAGUUUGUAGUUUGGAAUGAAACUCAACGCAAAGAAAUUGCUGCCAUAGAAGUUGGUGGUGGCCAUAGAACAUUUGUUUAUGACCCUACGCCUGGCAACUCGGAUGCCUUCCGGCUUGUGUGGACACAGGCAUCACAGUUGCAUUUCUUUUCCCAAACCCAUGCGCCUCACAGAGCACUCAAGGCAGGGGGCCAUGGUCGAGAAAUCAAGGCUGUGAGUUCUUCUGGAGCACUCAUGGCUACGGCAGCAGAAGAUACCGCCAUAAGAAUUUGGAGUUACCGAGACGAGACGGAGAAAACGCAGACUCCCUUGAGAUGCUUAGGAGCCCUGGAAAACCACACUGCUGGCAUUCAAAGCAUGAAAUGGUACAACCAAAGCCAUCUUUUCAGUAGUGGUGGAAACAAGGAGUUCUUCAUCUGGCGGAUCAGUCAUCUCGACUCCGCCUACGAGGGGCUUGCUGUGAAAUGCGAAGCUGUGUAUCCUGACCGAGCGGACGAUAUUGAUUUGCGGAUUAUGGACUUCGACGUGCACUGUGCGAAUGGAGCAUCGGAUGACGAACCGUCUUUCGUUAUCUCAAUGAUCCUUUCCAACUCGGCCUUGCUCACAUACACAUACUCCGCGCUUGCAGGCUUCGGGCUGAUAGCUAGAGGUUCUUAUACCGGCGCGUGCAUGACACAACUGCAGCAGCUUCAUGUUGACGACACAACUAUUCAGACAAUGACUGCUGCAACUGAUGGUUAUAUCACCAUUUGGGAAGCAAAGGUCCCUGCCGCGGGCGACUCUUCGGUGGGCGAGUAUGCAAAUCUUCUUAUAACGAAACUACAUCAAAGCACCAUGAAAUCUUUAGACAUGCGUGUGAUACCAGCACUAAUUGGAACAUCAUAUCUCAUCGCAACAGGCGGUGAUGAUAACGCCUUUGGCGUGACACACCUUUUCAGAGACAAUUCCUCAGGCUCCGUGACCAUACGGACCAAGUCCAUCAUUCGAUCAGCGCAUGGCGCAGCGGUGACGGGUAUUGGCAUAUUGGGUUUCACUGCAGGUGAGAGAGACGCCGUUGUGGUGAGUUGCAGCAAUGAUCAAAGGGUCAAGAGGUGGCAGGUCGUGGAUUGGCAGAGCGAGGAGGUGAAAGUAAAACUCUUGGACAAUCACUACAGUGCCAUUGCCGACACCGGAGACUUGGAAAUUCUCAAGGAAGGGACAAGAUUUGUCGUAGGUGGUGUAGGGUUGGAAGUGUGGGAAAUCGAGGGUUAAGUCGUCCGAUCGAAAAAGGGCAAACAAACGACACUGAUGUUCUGAUCUGGUAAUCCCUUUAGCUAGUACGAUCAAACUGAAUGUUGUUGACGCGGACACAUGAACUUCGUUGCGAGUUUGCCGCCACAAAGUAAUUAGAA
Messenger RNA from Truncatella angustata, 3774 nucleotides. Its product is annotated as WD40-repeat-containing domain protein. Gene Ontology annotation, biological process: tRNA methylation. NCBI's taxonomy places the organism in Eukaryota, Fungi, Ascomycota, Sordariomycetes, Amphisphaeriales, Sporocadaceae. Gene Ontology annotation, cellular component: cytoplasm. Bases 65 to 3634 code for a protein of 1189 amino acids. The record is from RefSeq and is a predicted model, not a curated record. The transcript has a single exon. Gene Ontology annotation, molecular function: protein binding.